UUGAUUUAAAUAUUUUCAAAAAAUCUUGUAGUGAAAAAAAGUGUGCAAAAAGUGUACUGUUUGCUGCUUUAAUGUAUAUUGAUGAAAUAUAAGAUUUACAGUGAUGUAUAUUAUCAACUAGCACUUAACCUUAUCUGACUAACCCAAAACUGUUAUAGCUUUAAUGAUAGGUACCUUAUAUAUUUUACUAAUAUUUUUGGGUGACACUAAACAAAUUUUGAAAUUUCAGUAGAAUUAUGACCAUUUUUUUUUAUUAAUUGGUGGGGGGUUACAUUUGUGGUGCAGGGCCAGUGUGCUCCAUAUUUCCCCAGCCAAAAAGAAUUGCCAAUUCGCCCCUGGCUAUACCUACUGUUUUAGUUGAGGAAUCUAAUAGGUUAUUGUAUUUAUAGUUCAUCAUAUUAAAUAUGGAUAUCUUUUGAAUAAACCCAUCAUAUUUUUUCUUUCUUUUCCAUCUUAUUUUAAUUUACCUAUAUUGUAAAUAUUAAACAUUAAAAACAUUAUGAAACCAAUUCUUAGAACUAUGGAUUCAAAAAAUUAAAAAUUAAAAUAUGAUUAAAGUAAUCAGGAACCCUAAAAUCCUAAAACCAUAUUCGACUUACAAAUAGCAGAGCUAUUUUAAAACACUAGGAAAAAAAUAUAUUGCUAAAAGUCCCAGUCCUAUAAAUUAGUGUCAUAUUCAUUUCUCCAAUUAUUAUUAAGUUUACAAUGUUUACAUACUUAAGAUUUUAGAAUAAAUCAAAACAAUUUAUUAUUAUAGUUAUUAAAAUAACAUUUUACUGUUUUGGGUUUAGUGAUAGUGAAGAUGCAUUAAAUGAAGUAGUAGAAGAAACACCAUUACCAAUAGAUUUACCAAAGUUACCAGAAGAUCCAUUUUUAUCACCCUAUUUUGCAAAUGAUUAUCUUUUUAAACAGCUGCCACCUAUUCAUAUUGUGACAGUACACAUGGACCCAUGCUUAGAUGAUUGUGUUAUGUUUGCCAAACGGUUAAAAGAACUUGGAAAAAAAGUGAAUAUGGAUAUCUUAAAAGGAUUACCUCAUGGUUUCUUAAAUUUGGCUAUUACAUGUAAAGAAGCGCAUGAAGGAUCGGUAUUGUGUGCUCAACGGAUUGCAGAUUUAUUUAAAGAAAUUGAAAUAUGUGAAAGUUAAUAUUCGUUUUGAAUCUCAUUUCAUAACAAAUAAUUUGAUAAAUUGUAUAUAUUGUAUUCUACAUUCUGUACUUAAUAUUACUAUCUUGAUUUAAAAUAAUUAAAAUCAUGAAGUUAAAAUUCAAAAUUCUAGUAUUUGGUAUGAUUUUAAGUAUUAAGAG
This is a messenger RNA of Diuraphis noxia (Russian wheat aphid), 1306 nucleotides long. RefSeq names its product hormone-sensitive lipase (gene Hsl). Gene Ontology annotation, biological process: triglyceride catabolic process; cholesterol metabolic process. Gene Ontology annotation, cellular component: cytosol. Gene Ontology annotation, molecular function: triacylglycerol lipase activity; sterol ester esterase activity. Lineage: Eukaryota; Metazoa; Arthropoda; Insecta; Hemiptera; Aphididae. The record is from RefSeq and is a predicted model, not a curated record.